Molecule: messenger RNA, 2145 nt
Organism: Lemur catta (Ring-tailed lemur)
Lineage: Eukaryota; Metazoa; Chordata; Mammalia; Primates; Lemuridae
Gene: UCK1
Product: uridine-cytidine kinase 1
Exons: 7
Coding region: 125-958 (277 amino acids)
Cellular component (GO): cytosol; cytoplasm
Molecular function (GO): kinase activity; ATP binding
Source: RefSeq, a predicted model, not a curated record
ACGCGCACGCGCCCCGGAAGUGGUCGUGCGGGUCGUCGCCGACCUCUGCACUGGGGGCGCGCGCGCCCGCCGCUGUGGGGAAGGGGCGGGAGCGAGGACCCGAUGCGGGGUGGCGGAGGGCGCGAUGGCUUCGGCUGGAGGCGGCCACUGUGAGGGCGCCGCGCCGGAGGCCGACCGUCCCCACCAGCGGCCCUUCCUGAUCGGGGUGAGCGGCGGCACUGCUAGCGGGAAGUCAACUGUGUGUGAGAAGAUCAUGGAGCUGCUGGGACAGAAUGAGGUGGACCACCGGCAGCGCAAGUUGGUCAUCCUGAGCCAGGACAGGUUCUAUAAGGUCCUGACAGCAGAACAGAAGGCUAAGGCCUUGAAGGGACAGUACAAUUUUGACCACCCAGAUGCUUUUGAUAAUGAUUUGAUGCACAGGACUCUGAAAAACAUCGUGGAGGGCAAAACUGUUGAAGUCCCAACCUAUGAUUUUGUGACCCACUCUAGGUUACCGGAGACCACGGUGGUCUACCCUGCGGACGUGGUUCUGUUUGAGGGCAUCUUGGUGUUCUACAGCCAGGAGAUCCGGGACAUGUUCCACCUGCGCCUCUUUGUGGACACAGACUCUGACGUCAGGCUGUCUCGCAGAGUUCUCCGCGACGUUCACCGAGGGAGGGAGCUGGAGCAGAUCCUGACCCAGUACACCACCUUCGUCAAGCCCGCCUUCGAGGAGUUCUGCCUGCCGACAAAGAAGUAUGCAGACGUGAUCAUCCCUCGUGGGGUUGACAACAUGGUUGCCAUCAACCUGAUUGUGCAGCACAUCCAGGACAUCCUGAAUGGCGACAUUUGCAAAUGGCACCGCGGAGGGUCCAAUGGGCGAAACUACAAGAGGACCUUUUCUGAGCCAGGAGACCACCCCGGGGUGCUGACUUCCGGCAAACGGUCACACCUGGAAUCCAGCAGCAGACCCCACUGAGGGUCUCCCGACAGGCACGUGCAUGCAGGGCCUGGGCCUGGAGGUGCCCACCUGCCCUGGGAACGCACCCACUGCUUCCUCUCCGUGUCCCAGGGUGGCGUUAGGAUCCAGGCGAGUGGGAGCCUGGAUGUGUCAUUCAAACUCAAUUUGACAGGACAGUGACAGGGCAUUCCUGAGUCCUUCACCUGCUUCCUCAGGCUUGGGGAGGUUUAAAAAUCUCUCCAGGUCACUGAGAAAUGCCACAGAACACGUAGCAAGCCUAAGCCUGCUUGCUUCUGCAAGGAGUGCAAGUCAUGUAUAGUUGGGGAAACUGAGGAAACAACCAGGACACCAUGCUGGCCUGGUGUUUUUGACAGGGAACCCAGAGACGUUUUCCAGUCUGACGUGGUUCACUCACAUGUAUAAGUAACAUGUUUUAUGAGAGAAUAUGUUCCUCUUUCACAUUAUACAUUUCAGUGAUUUCUGUUUUAUUCUAUAUCAUAGAACAAGGCUGGCUGUGACCUAUGAGCCUAGUUCCAUGGUUGCAGUCAGGAGCGGGAAACACCAAUGAGAGGAGCCACAACGAGAUGGCUCCCUCCUCCUCCCCUGCGUGUCAAAGGCAGAGGAGUGGCAGGAGCCUUGGGGAGCAGCCGGUAUCACACACAGCACACGGGGCUCUUGCGGUCCAGGCUGUGGGCGCCUGUGCAGUGGGCAGGGCAGCGGCGGUCAGGUCUGUCCCGACUGGGACACGUGUCAUCUGCCACAGUCCUGCCCGGGGCCGGGCCCCCCGACCCAGCACCAGGAGCCCGAGCCCAAGGUGCUGUCUGUGGACGGGCUGUCCCCAGUGCAGCUCAGGGCCACAUCCAGGGCACAGUGCGUCCAGCCAGCACACGUGCUGGACGGUAGAGGUUCCAGUGAGUGUGGCUGCCCGAGGCCGGCCAUUGUCCCUUAUGCCAGUCCUGAGCUCACGGCCUCACAAAUGAUCUGUGUCUCUGUCCAAGUUUGUCUUCCCUCCCACAUGAUGGCUGUUUCUGUGAAGUGUCCCUUGCCAUUGUCACAAGCCAGACUGCACAGGCAGCUCUGGGCUUCUUUCCAUCCCAUGUAACUCGCCGUAGUGAUGCAGACACGAGGUGAGUGUCCGAGCUGUGACGGUUUUGUCAAGCUUGGGCCCUUUCAGAGGGGAAUGAAUAAAUAACACCGAAUGCAAA